This is a messenger RNA of Loa loa (African eye worm), 248 nucleotides long. RefSeq lists its product as hypothetical. Gene Ontology annotation, molecular function: acyltransferase activity, transferring groups other than amino-acyl groups. Lineage: Eukaryota; Metazoa; Nematoda; Chromadorea; Rhabditida; Onchocercidae. The record is from RefSeq and is a predicted model, not a curated record. The transcript has 3 exons. The annotation marks the transcript as partial.
GUAAAGGUAGUGACAUUGUUGAUAAAGGUGACAAUACAUAUGGUGGAAAAUGGGUUAUCAAUCCUUCUGGUGGAUUAAUAUCCAAAGGACAUCCAAUUGGUGCAACUGGUGUAGCACAAGUCGUGGAAUUGUCGCUUCAGUUACGUGGCCUUGCUGGUGCACGUCAGGUACCAAAUUGCAAGAUUGCAAUGCAGCAUAAUAUUGGAAUUGGUGGUGCUGGUAUGGCUGCAUUAUAUCGAUUAGCUUAA